Messenger RNA from Solea senegalensis (Senegalese sole), 827 nucleotides. RefSeq lists its product as uncharacterized. NCBI's taxonomy places the organism in Eukaryota, Metazoa, Chordata, Actinopteri, Pleuronectiformes, Soleidae. Gene Ontology annotation, molecular function: sequence-specific DNA binding. The record is from RefSeq and is a predicted model, not a curated record. The transcript has 4 exons. The coding region runs from base 45 to 827 and encodes 260 amino acids.
AAGAACUACUCUCGUUGUAGCUGCUGAGCAUAUCGGUUGAGAACAUGUCUUCGAAAAAAAGAUCAGUUUGCUCUGUUCUGGGUUGUAGUAAACAAGGAAAGACGCUCCACAAGCUCCCCACCAACGAGCAAACAAAAGCUCAGUGGAUAUUGUUCAUUUUUGAUGGGAAUGCCCCUGCUAAAUUUCCCAAAAUUCUCCAUGUAUGUGGCAACCACUUCACAGAGGAUUGUUACACAAACUUCGCGCAAUACAAAGCAGGGCACAGCACCACACUUCGCCUCAAAGAAGGAGCAGUGCCUACAAUACAUGCUGGAUUACCUGCAGCACAAGAUCGUUUUAUCCACACGGGCACACAAACAGAAGCUCCAAGUGUGAGAACAUGUGCCACUCAACUGUCAAUUGGGACCUUGAAAACACACGUGCACAGCCAAAGGACCCAGACACCAGUGUUGUCACAUGAGACUGCUGGCACACAAACCACACUGCCUGAGUACAUGUUUUCAUCCACACCUAUAAAGGGGCCAGGGUUUGGACCACAAAAAAGAGCACGUGUUGAGUCAGAGGAGGAAGAGGGAUUCACCUCACCAGAGUCACAAGUCGACCCAAAUGACUCAACCUUUACUCCUGGCGGAUCCCUAACAACACACGAUUCAACAAUGUCGACUGAAAGUGCCGUAUACAUGGAUAAAAAAUACAUUGUAUUUGAGUCCUGCCUGAGGGAGCUUUUUGACACAUGUCCAGUGUGCAAGAGAAAAUGCCAAGUGCAGCAGCAACAGAAGGGCACUGUGAAAAACGAGGGUCUCGUUUUCCCAGAGCCUACCAUCUAG